ACGAAUAAGAGCGCAAGAGAAGAAGAGCAAAAACAAGAGGAUUUUUGACAAUCGUUCUGUAGAUUCAGUGCUUCAGAUACAUUCGUAUAGAACAUUUGUAUCCAUUUCAAAGCAAUUGCGUUUUUUUUUUAAAUUCUUUUGAGGAGAUUUUUGCGUCAGCAGUGAACAAUAACUUUAAAAUUUUAAAUUCACACUUGAGAUUCAAUUUGUAUAGAUUAGUUUUUCGUUUGUGGUGAAAACAAACAAAAAUAAUAAAAACAAAACCCACUCUCCGUGGAUGUUAUGUGAUCAAUUUUCGUGCGUAAUUUGCAAAAAAAAUAGUGACCAAUCCAAAUAUAAAAAGCUCAUCCAACACCAUUGCAAUACAAUGCAGUGAAACAGAGAGAAGAAGAAAAAUUGCACAAAAAACACAGCGAAGUGAAAAACCCAUUUCGAUAUAAAAAAGCGAAAAAAAAAAUUCACCGUAGCACGUAGAAUUUUUAUUCAUGGAUAAUGCGUGUUCGUUGCACAUUAACUUUGUGUUAAGUGGAUAGAAAUGCGUGCAUUCAUCUAAGAGAAUAUGUAAACGAGGGUGAUUAAUUCUCGCUCGAUUCAUUUUGAUAUUUGGUCGCAGUUCUACUUUUAGCAACGCAACAUUUUGAAACAUUGAAUACGGGGAAAAAUCAAUUUUAAAAUUGCCCAUAUUAGACACACAUAUAACUGCGAUAGCGAGCUGUAACAGUAACGGUUGUCAGAUUCAAAUGACUUUGAAAUGAAACUACAGAAAUUGUUAUAAAUCUAAUUAUUACCGCAGUUCGAAAAGAAGGUAACACAAAAAAAACGAAAAGAAUAGACUUAUUAAAAGACAUAGAAUAGAAUGGCUGACGAAUCGGAAGAGGCAUGUUUGGUAAAUCCAAAAUCUCCAUUAAAUUGUGGUCAAAUGCCAUAUACCGAUGGCAUUAAUUCGGCAUCGACCACAUCGAGUGCAGCUGGUUCACAUUCGUUUCCACAAGCCCAAGCAACUGCAACGACGACGACCACGACGACAACACAUCACACUGGACAUAAUACAACUAUAACCGCCAAUUCGUACGACAUAAACGACGAUAUCAUUUUGAGUCAAUUUCAUGCGGAUGCUAUCAAACAGGCUGGAUGUGGCAAAUUUCAAUUUAUCGCAAGUAUCAUUGUGGGUUUAGGUUUGGCUGGCCAUGUCAUUCAAGUUUAUUCAAUAUUCUACAUUUUGCCAUCGGCCGAAGUUGAAUACUGUAUAUUGGACGAUGAAAAAAAUUGGGUGAGCAAUAUUACGUUGCUUGGCAUCGGCUGUGGUUCACUGUUCUUCUCUGCAUUGGCCAGCAAAAAUGGACGAAAACGAACACUUUUAACUUGCCUCGCGAUCAGUUCCGUAUUUUCAGUGAUCGCCGCUUUCAUGCCGGCUUAUGGACCUUUCAUGAUGGUGAGAUUUUGUGCAGCAAUUGGAAUCGGUGGCGCUAUGCCAGCGGCUGCAAGUUAUCUAUGUGAAAUUACACCAUUAAGCUCACGUGCACGGGUAAUUGCAUUCCUAUGUACAAUAGGCAUUUCGGGUGGAAUAUUUGCGGGUGCCUGUGCAAUGGUUCUCAUCCCAUUGAAUGGUCAACAAAUAGUCAUUGAAAAUAAGAAACAUUUUAGUGCAUGGCAUCGAUAUUUAUUGCUCGUUUCAAUCAUUCCGAUCAUCAGCACGAUUUUAUUAUUUUGGGUUCCCGAAUCACCUAGAUAUCUACUAGCGAAUGGAAAUGAAGUAGAAGCUCUUGCAACAUAUCAGCAAAUUUACAAAACGAAUCGCUCACGUGGUGGUUAUGCAUUGACAGAGCUUGAGUUGCCUGGAGUUCGUGCCCGUCGUGUGAGUACACCGUCAACGGUGCUUGCAUCGAUGGUGCAUAAUGUUUAUGCAUGUUGCAGUACAUUUGUCCAAUUGUAUAAUGAAAAAUAUGGACGAACCACGUAUUUAUUGAUGGCAACAUGGUUUGCUUCCGUCUUCGUUUUUCACGGUCUAACAAUAUACAUAAGUGAAUAUUCGAAAGCAUUUGAAGCGAACUUUUAUUCACGUUUGACUAUUACUUAUACAAAUGUAACCUAUAGAGAUGAAAAUUUUCGUUCAUUGGACAACACAAUAUAUGAUCAGUGUCGCUUUGAAAAUUGUACAUUUCGACGAAUAUUCAUCAACCAUGUACUUUUCAAUAAUUCGACAUUUAAAUAUACCGAAUUUUCAAACGUUAAAACUUCGCGUACCGAAUUUCGAAACUCAACAUUAGACGAUAUCAAGUUCAUCGAUACAGAUGUCUCAGCGCACAAUUUCAUCGAUUGUAAGAUUAAUAAUACGAAAAUCGUUCGAUUGAAUGGUUCAUGUGACAUGGAUUUUGAUUAUAAUAUAUUCACAUCGUCUGUAUGGAAAUCAAAUCUUGGCGGAUUGAUACCGUGCAUUUUAGCCAUAUUGUCGGUUGGCGAAGCAAUACAGCGGUUGGGACGUGCUCCGGUUGCAUCGUGUUGUUUUACAAUAGCAAUGAUUUUGUGCUUCGUUCUGGGUUUCGUUGUUCAAGAUGAAAUCGUGAUUUGGAUUGGUGGCUGUGCACAGGGAUUCGUUUUGGCUGGUCUGACCACACUAACAUUAUUUGUCGUCGAAACAUAUACCACAGUGAUAAGAUGUACAGCUCUUGGAGUAUUCGUUUGCUUUAGUCAAAUUGGAGCUUUAUUGGGAUCAGGACUUUACAUACAUUUACCGGUUGUAUCGACAAAAGUUGCGGCAACUGUAUCUACAAUAUUCAUGACGAUACCAUUCAUUUCAUCAAUGGUACUUAAGGAUCCAUGUCUUCUUGUUUAAAACUUAAAAAAAAUAUUGAAUAUAAACACUAUUCAAUGUUUAAGAAAAACAGAUCAGCGGUUGGUACAUUGCCCACUGAUUUUAUGAUACUCAUAUAAAAAAAACGACAGAUACUUCUUCAAAAAGAUAUCAAAGCACACAAUUCAGCUCUUUCAUUCACACUGACAUUUUUUUUAAAGUCUGCUCAGGAAAGACACAUGCUUCAGAACAUUAACAUUCCAUAACAGUUACAAUUUUAGAUCCGAAAUAAAACUAUACGUUUUUUUAUGUCAAUUGAUAUGGACGUGAUGAAUCGCUCGAUAACAACAAAAACACUAAACCGUAAAAAUAACUUGUUGCAAAUAAUUUCCUUUCCUAUAAAUAGAAUCUAUAAAAGCAGCUUUCAACCGAUUUAAUACAUACACACAAUAAAUAAUGAAAAUCAUGUGUUUUUAUCGUCGUAUUGAAAUUUUACAAAAAAAAAAAACGAAAUAAAGAUGUUCCGUGCCGAUCGCAUUUAUUUCGAACUUCAAAAUCAUCGACAAAAAUAUUGAGCAAUAUUCAUAACAAAUCGCAACAAUUACAUAAAUUUGUUUGGUUUUUUCUAUCGUUCAAAAUGAAUAUAGUUUUUAAAGAUGGAACAGCAGUACACCUUUAUUUAUACGUUUCCACGUUACGAUGGCUUAUCGAGUGACUUUGAGGAAAAAAAAAAUCGAUUUCACAAGCGCAUGGCUGUUUUUACAUUCGCCUUGAAACAAACAAACAAAUCUAAUGUUAAUUAUUCCACAAAUUCAAUAGAGUGGCUAUAUAUAUAUAUAAAUAUAAACCAAUUGGAUCAUAUGAUAUUUGUCUACGAAGCAAUCAACUCUCAAGUGCUUAUGAAUGAAAAAGUAAUAAAGAAAAUUAUUGGCAAUGUCAAUAUGUUCAUCAAGAUGAAUAUCAACCAAAUGUAAUUAUUGUAUGUUUUAUGCAAGUAUUUAACGUGUUGUGAACCUUAAAACUUAAGAAAAUUCUCUAUUAUGUCUGUUGAUAUUUAAAUUAAGUAUAUUUCCGCAUCGUUUUUUCCAGGGUAAAUUUGGUGAUGGCAGCCAUUCAUUUCGAAUGAAUCUUACAGUAAUAUAUUGAACUAUUAAAUGGUCAGCUGAGCUAGUUAGUCAGCUAAAUGGGCUAAAACAAUAGAAGUUAUUUUUAUAAUGAUCAAUCACUUUUAUUGUUUUAUCCCAUUUAGCUGGCUAACGUACUGUCAGCUCAGCUGACCAGUUAGUUCAAUAUAUUGUCCGGAAUGAUCUUAUUUAGUUCGUUAUUUUUCUUCUUUCGUUUAUCGAUCGCAGCAUCGAGUUCAGUUUUGAUUCCCUCCAUUUUUAUCAAAAUUUCAAAGUAUACUAAUAUAAAUUACCUAUCUUUUUUGGCCAAAUAUCAUUUUAAUUAAUAGGAUACAUUUUUUAACCU
Contarinia nasturtii (swede midge) is the source of this 4261-nucleotide messenger RNA. Its product is annotated as synaptic vesicle glycoprotein 2C-like. The transcript has 10 exons. The record is from RefSeq and is a predicted model, not a curated record. Gene Ontology annotation, biological process: transmembrane transport. Bases 857 to 2833 code for a protein of 658 amino acids. Gene Ontology annotation, molecular function: transmembrane transporter activity. Lineage: Eukaryota; Metazoa; Arthropoda; Insecta; Diptera; Cecidomyiidae. Gene Ontology annotation, cellular component: membrane.